Messenger RNA from Cebus imitator (Panamanian white-faced capuchin), 3962 nucleotides. Its product is annotated as general transcription factor IIH subunit 2. The transcript has 16 exons. Gene Ontology annotation, biological process: DNA-templated transcription; regulation of transcription by RNA polymerase II; nucleotide-excision repair. Lineage: Eukaryota; Metazoa; Chordata; Mammalia; Primates; Cebidae. The record is from RefSeq and is a predicted model, not a curated record. The coding region runs from base 76 to 1263 and encodes 395 amino acids. Gene Ontology annotation, molecular function: zinc ion binding. Gene Ontology annotation, cellular component: transcription factor TFIIH holo complex; transcription factor TFIIH core complex.
CAGCGGGGCGGAGCUUCCGGCUGAGCGUCCUUCCAGCGGGGCCGAUUAUUGAAUAAUAAAAUACAUUUAAAAACAAUGGAUGAAGAACCUGAAAGAACUAAGCGAUGGGAAGGAGGCUAUGAAAGAACAUGGGAGAUUCUUAAAGAAGAUGAAUCUGGAUCACUUAAAGCUACAAUAGAAGACAUUCUAUUUAAGGCAAAGAGAAAAAGAGUAUUUGAGCACCAUGGACAAGUUCGACUUGGAAUGAUGCGUCACCUUUAUGUAGUAGUAGAUGGAUCAAGAACAAUGGAAGACCAAGAUUUAAAGCCUAAUAGACUGACAUGUACUUUAAAGUUGUUGGAAUACUUUGUAGAGGAAUAUUUUGAUCAAAAUCCUAUUAGUCAGAUUGGAAUAAUUGUAACUAAGAGUAAAAGAGCUGAAAAACUGACUGAACUCUCAGGAAACCCAAGAAAACAUAUAACGUCUUUGAAGAAAGCUGUGGAUAUAACCUGCCAUGGAGAGCCAUCUCUUUAUAAUUCCUUAAGCAUGGCUAUGCAAACUCUAAAACAUAUGCCCGGACAUACAAGUCGAGAAGUACUAAUCAUCUUCAGCAGCCUUACAACUUGUGAUCCAUCUAAUAUUUAUGAUCUAAUCAAGACCCUAAAGGCAGCUAAAAUUAGAGUAUCUGUUAUUGGAUUGUCUGCAGAGGUUCGAGUUUGCACUGUACUUGCUCGUGAAACUGGUGGCACAUACCAUGUUAUUUUAGAUGAAAGCCAUUACAAAGAAUUACUUACACAUCACGUUAGUCCUCCUCCUGCUAGCUCAAGUUCUGAAUGCUCGCUUAUUCGUAUGGGAUUUCCUCAGCACACCAUUGCUUCUUUAUCUGACCAGGAUGCAAAACCCUCUUUCAGCAUGGCGCAUUUGGAUGGCAAUACUGAGCCAGGGCUUACGUUAGGAGGCUAUUUCUGCCCACAGUGUCGGGCAAAGUACUGUGAGCUACCUGUUGAAUGUAAAAUCUGUGGUCUUACUUUGGUGUCUGCCCCCCACUUGGCACGGUCUUACCAUCAUUUGUUUCCUUUGGAUCCUUUUCAAGAAAUUCCCCUAGAAGAAUAUAAUGGAGAAAGAUUUUGUUAUGGAUGUCAGGGGGAAUUGAAAGACCAACAUGUUUAUGUUUGUGCUGUGUGCCAAAAUGUCUUCUGUGUGGACUGUGAUGUUUUUGUUCAUGAUUCUCUACACUGUUGCCCUGGCUGUAUUCAUAAGAUUCCAGCUCCUUCAGGUGUUUGAUUCCAGCAUGUAUACAUUGUGUUAAAAAGAAAUUUGCAACUGUGAAUAAAAUGACUUCUUUAGAAGAAGCUUCAUUUAAAACAUGAAAGGAGAAUCUGACUUAAGAAACUUUUUGCUAAGAAAAGGUAAUAUUUUAUUAAAUUUUAAAUUUGUGUUCUGUCACAGAAAGUGCCUGGAAUUCAGUAGUACUUCACUCGGUUAACUUUGUUUUCUAUUAUUUUGAGUUAUACUGUUUUCAAAGUCAUUAUGCAUUAUUAUGUGUAAAUUACUUAUAAUUAAAUUGAUGUGACAGUUUUAUUUGUUUUUAUAAUUAAAUACAGAAUCUUUAUGAUUUAUGUUAAUUCAUUAGUGUAAGAAGAAAAUUAAAUGUAAAUUCAGUAAGUCUAAAUGUAAAUUUAGUGUAAGAUGAAAAUAAUUUAUCAAUAGUUAUGAAAUUAGGCUGGGUGCUGUGGCUCACACCUAUAAUCCCAACACUUUGGGAGGCUGAGGUGGGCAGAUCACCUGAGGUCAGGAGUUUGAGACCAGCCUGGCCAACAUGGUGAAUCCUGUCUCUACCAGAAAUACAAAAAAAUUAGCCAGGCAUGGUGCUUCACACGUGUAGUCUUAGCUACUUGGGAGGCUGAGGCAGGAGAAUCACUUGAAUCCGGUAGGCGGAGGUUGCAGUGAGCUGAGAUCGUGCCACUGCACUCUAGCCUGGGUGACGGAGCAAGACUCCAUCUCAAAAAAAAAAAAAGUUAUGAAAUUAAUACCUAUGAAAUGAUAUACUGCUACAUCCACCAGAGGGGUCUUUUUAGGUUUAACCAAACAUUUGGAAUAUAUUUAUCAAGUUAGUACAUCUGAAAUUAUUUGUGGCAAUGACCAACAGAAGUCACUUUAGAGUAAACAUUCAAACUCAUAAGACUACCAUGGCCAUACUUGGUACCUACUUACUCAAAAGGAUAUUAAACAGAAAUAACAGCCUGCCAGCACAGCAUCAAUCAGUCCACAUUAGCAGUGGAAGUCCUUGUAGCAGUCCACUAGUACAAUUUAGGUGCAAGGAGAUCAGAUCCUCCACAGGCAUCAGGGAACCAGUAUAUCUUAACAAUUCCAUAAAACAGCUUCCAGGGUAUCCACAAGGGAUAUGUCAUUUUCAAGAGUCACCACAUUCAGGAAAGCCUAAAGCUUGAAAUCUCCCUUAGAUUAUUUAUAGUGCAUCCCAAUCCAGAUACAGGAACAGUUAACGAUUGAUUUUUACUAUGAACAAAGUUGCCUAAAAGCAUAGUUGAUACCAACCAUGGUCAUUAGUUACCAUGGUUAACAGAGCUCUAAAAGUUUGACAGAAGGUGAGAUUCAAACUCCCUCACUUUCAUAUGCUAAACCUUUUGCUUUACUCUGGGUCAUUAGAGAAACUUAGGUGAGAAUGUAUGAUGAAGUUUGUUUUAGGUUCAAUGCAGAUGUAUCAUUAUAGACAGAACUCUUUUCUGGUUAUAUCCAAUUAAGAGUAAAUCAGGCUUUCAUAGCAAAGGUACGUCUAUUUUAUAUAUAUAUAAACUUUAGGUACUCUAGAUUGAGUUUCACUAUGAAAUUUGUGAUUUUAUAACUAAGAAUUUUUAGUAAAAAACAUUUCCAGUAUCGCUUCUCGGCUUUUUGGCUAAGAUAAAGUGUAGUAUCUGUUCUUAUCAGUUUAGUCUGAUACGUCCUCUAUCUGAGGACAAUAUAUUAAAUGGAUUUUUGGAGCAGGGAGAUGGAAUAGGAGCUUGCUCCGUCCACUCCACGCAUCGACCUGGUAUUGCAAUACUUCCAGGAACGGUGCACCCCCUCCAGUAAAAGAAAAAAAAAAAAUUACCAGUAAAGACAAUGUAAUCCCACCCUGAAGAGUCUAUUUAAGGAGCCCAGGAAUAUGCGUUUUUAAUAAGCACACACACACACACACAUAUUAUAUGUAUAUAUAUAGUGACCAAAGUAACAGGAGUUUUUCUCAAAAGUCAUACUCCCAAGAACCUAGACCCGGUGGUUCUUUAUGUGGAACAAAUUUCAGCUAUAGGUAACCUGGUAACUGCUAUUUUCUCCCAUCUCCUCUGUCAACAGAGGUAUCAGUGGCUUGCAGGAGAUUCCUUUAAUACUCUCAGAGUAUUCUGUCUUCCCUUAUCUGGUUUAGAAGGAAGGCCUUCAGUAGUUACCUACUGAAAAUUUACUAGGACUCUAUUAGAGACUCACCUCUCGACCUGAUAAAAAGGGAUAUCCAGUGUCUGUUUUCAAAGCUUUAUCUCUUUCUACAAUUUUGAGUUUUACUUGCAUAUUUGGUAAGGUUAAGGCGAAAUUUUAGUUAUACUUAAGGAGCUCUUUUUUCACAAUUAUAGAGAAAAUUUUGGUCUGUUGAAGAUUGCAGAAAUAGAAAUGGUAAUAUAAGACAGCUCUGGCUUUUAAUUUUUUUCUUAAAACUCUACAGUAUAUUACAAUAGUGAAGGAAACUAUUAACAUGAGAGAUCUUUCUGAAUAGUAUGUCUUUCUGAGUUCCACUGUUCAGUUACAAAACUCCUUAAUGCUUAAAAUUCAUUAUGAAAAUUAGGUUUAUUUUAGAUACUUUCAAGUGUAUACAUUUUUAUUUCAUAAUUUUUAUUCUGUUAAUUUUUGUCUUUGAACUAAAGCAUUUAGUUCAUUUAUAUUUACUGUGUACAUUUUAUAUUUAAUAAAUAUAUUUAUUAUAUGUAUAAAAAGAU